Messenger RNA from Hydatigera taeniaeformis, 525 nucleotides. The record is from the annotation of a GenBank genome assembly. Lineage: Eukaryota; Metazoa; Platyhelminthes; Cestoda; Cyclophyllidea; Taeniidae.
AUGGUGGUGGAGACGAAGACGAAGCAUCGAAGAACGCACAUAUUUUGUGGCGACUACAUUCCUGGUCCCCUCAUCUCCAGCCCUCUUGCUAAAGCCCUCCUCCUCACCUUCCGAUCGGAUGACGUGGAGACUGCUGUUGGCUUUCAGCUGAAAUUCCAAUUCCUCCCCACCCUCCAACUCUUCUCGAGCCCGGCAGUUGACAUUUAUCGCCUAGACGUGUGUUCCAGUGUCGUUGCAAAUGCCACGGAAUGGGAAGGAGUGCUGCACAGUCCCGGAUACCCCUCCGCCUACCCCAGUGACAUGCAUUGUGAGUGGGAGGUCAGCGUGAGCCAUCCGGCACAAGGCAUCAUAAUCCACUUCACAGAUCUCGCUGUGGAGGGCUCCUUCAAAGAAUGCAAAAAUGCUGUCAUUCGGAUAAGGGUGGGCGACACGGUGCAACCCAUCGCCUCCAUUUGCGGUUUUGCCUCCGUCAUCCCCGCCUUCGUCACCAACCACACUUCUGCCACCAUAAGGUACGCUCUCUGA